AUGCCUCCUCGACGCUCCCACAAGAAGUCCCGCGCCGGGUGCCGCAGGUGCAAGAACAGGAAGAUCAAGUGCGAUGAAGUCCACCCGAGAUGUGGCAACUGUUCCAAGCACGGAGUCCUCUGCGACUUCGGUAACCCGGACGUGCUCGAUGAGCUCGUCACCUCAACCACCAGCUCCGAGAGCGUUGGAGUGUCGACUCCGACGCCUCCCUCCGCCUCCUCAAGCACCCCAAAGACUCCAUCGACACGCUCUUCCUCAAUCACGGCGACAUGCCCGAACCCCAUCCCGACGUCUCCCCCAAUUUACGCACAACCCUCGCUGGCCGUGGCCGCAUCGCUCUCCGGCCAAAUCGACAGGAUGAUGGAGUUGCGCCUGAUGCAUCAGUACACCACUGUCACUUCAAAGACCCUCUUGACAAACUCACCCGUUGCCGACGAUAUCUGGCAGCACGCCGUGCCUCAGAUGGCCUUCUCGGGCAAGGCGGGCUAUCCUUACCUGGCAGAUGCGAUUCUUUCUGUUGCCGCACUCCAUCUCCGCUCUCUUACUCCGGAUGACAAGGCGUUGGUUCGCGCGUCACAUGCUUACUCUGCUUCCACCCUUGCGUCGUAUUGCGCCUCACUCAACUCUGGAAUCACCCCUGAAAACGCCGAAGCCCUGUUCCUGACGGCGGCGUUGAUCGCCUUCCAGUCCGCCGCUUCCCGCAUCUUCAUCAAGGAUGACGUUGACCCCAACGACCCAAACAGUCGAUAUGCUCUGCCGCUCCCCUGGUUCCACGCCUUCCAAGGUGUCAAGACUGUGGUGGCAACUUCUUGGCAAUGGAUCCGCAGUAGCAACGCUGUCAAGGCUGUGAUUGAUUCUCAGCCUAGUUUCCAGCUCGAUCUCAACCCUCGAUCUUCAGAUUCCUUCUUUGGCCAUCUCCUCGAGGGCCUAGAGGAAGAACUCAUGGCGGAAGAACCCCACCAGUUCAACCCCACCGGUCAGGCUUACGCCCAUUCCGUCUGUGUCAUCAACUGGGCACAUAAAAAUUACUACCCCGCUGCCUCCCUCGCUUUCCCCGCUACUGUCUCGAGACGGUUUGUUGACCUCGUGGAGGAGAAGCGACCUCGUGCCCUUGCCAUUCUCGCCUGCUUCUUUGCCCUCCUGAAGCGAAUGGAUAACGUAUGGUGGCUUCAAGAUGUAGCUCGCCGAGAGGUGAUGGGACUGGUGGGCAUGUUUGAGCCAGGUUCUAAGUGGUGGAGGCAUCUUGAAUGGCCCGUCCGAAUCGCCCUGUGGGAUGGCAAUACAAUCCCACAAGACGUAUGGGGCGCGCAUUGGGCUACGGAGGCACCUGAGCAAGUCGGCGUUGUGUCGUCCAUGAUGCACCACAUUGAACUCAUGGCCGAGAUGUUGAACCAAUCUCAGGGAUUGCCCACAAUGCCGCAGAUGCCAGAUGAGUACAUCGACGCAGCGUCACCAGAUUGA
Messenger RNA from Ilyonectria robusta, 1461 nucleotides. RefSeq lists its product as uncharacterized. The transcript is spliced from 2 exons. The coding region runs from base 1 to 1461 and encodes 486 amino acids. NCBI's taxonomy places the organism in Eukaryota, Fungi, Ascomycota, Sordariomycetes, Hypocreales, Nectriaceae. The record is from RefSeq and is a predicted model, not a curated record. Gene Ontology annotation, biological process: regulation of transcription by RNA polymerase II. Gene Ontology annotation, molecular function: zinc ion binding; DNA-binding transcription factor activity, RNA polymerase II-specific.